AUGUUUUCCUCCCUCACGCGGUGGAGCCCUCGGGUAGACUACCGAAGCGGAAUCGGGGAACAUGGCAGACGAGGAGGACUCGGCGCCGGAGCCAGCCGCCGUCUCUCCCCCGGAGAGUCCUCUCCCCGGGCGGCCUCACUCUGUCUCCUUCUCCGAGAGCGUCCAGCCGGCCGUCGGGAUGGUGAGCCAGCUGCUGACCCAGCCGUCCUCCCUCAAGUUUGAUAAAAACAUCAAACAGGCCUUCUACAACACGGGGGCGAUGAUCUUCGUGGCGAUAUGCUGCGGAGCCGCCGUCCUGGUCUACUUCAUCCUGGAGGCCUUCCUCCGCCCGCUGCUCUGGGCUGUGCUCUGCGGGACCUUCCUACACCCCUUCAAGUACUCCCUGGCUCGGCUCGGCCGCUCGUGGCUCAGCGGCCUGCAGGAAACCGGGACGCCCAUCGUGGUGGGGACCCUGCUGAUCCCAGUGUGGUGUGUGAACUACGGGGUGGAGCUGAUGGGCAGGCUGGUGCUGGAGAGGCUCAUGGUGCUGCUGGUGAUCGGGGCCGGGGCGCCGCUAGUUUACUUCCUCUACCUGUCCUGGAGCGUCAUCGGCAUGCAGGUGAUCCUCGGGCACGUCUGCUGGAUCAUCGGGGCCGCGCUGGACUGUUUCCACACUGUGUGGGUGUGCACUGUGGUGUUCGGCUACCUGUUGGCGGUUUGCUUCAAGUGGAGUCCCCACACUGAGCACUACCUGAGGGCUCUGGCUCUUCCUGUCUGGGCCGUCCUGCUCUUCUACAUUGUGUCUCUGACCGGCUCGUGGAGAGUGCCCAUAUUUGUGAUUGUGGUUAUACUCAUCAUCGUGGGCUCCCAGGAGAAACCACCUGUCCCUGGCAGAGGAGAGCUGUCGGGGCAGGUGUUGUCAUUCGCUGCUAACACUAUUUACAUGGCAAUCUCGUGUAGCAACCUUCAGAUGAAAACUGAGCCAAGAGAAGACACUGCUGCAGAUGGUGUGCACUCAUUACCCGCAGGCCUCUUCCAGAAAGAGAAAAGCUCCAGCAGAGCCAGUGAUAUCUACUUUAUUCUCCUGGUGUGGGCCAUUGUGCUGGUUCAGGUGUGGCUCAACCUCUGGAUCCUGCAGCUGCUGCCUAUCCCAGUGGCUGUGUGGGUGCUGAAGAGGCUGGUGGUCCACUUUGGCCUGAAGGGCUUUGCAGAGCGGACUCUCGUGUCGUGGUGGGCGGUGCUGGAGAAGCUUGGACGUGAACGAGAGGAGGCCCUGCUGCCUGGACCAAUCAAAGGCUUGGCUCAGUUCCUGCUGCGAAUCGACACCAAGCUCUGGCAUUGGCUUAACAAGCAGAUGGUCGUGUGGCUGGAGCGAUCUCUGGAUAAAAUCAUCAGCAUCUUCAUCAUCUUCCUCCUGGUCACAGGGACCCUGCUCAUGGCUCUGCUGCUCACUGCUAUGGUUCACCAUGAAAGUGUUCACAUCAUUGACGUAACCAGUAACCUCAUCAACGAGACCCUGUCCAACCAUCCUGAAUGGGCCAAUUGGCUUCCAGAGGCUCGUGUGGUGCAGAAGGCUCUAAAUUCAGCUGCUACUAAUGUCUAUCAACACGGUCGAGAAUGGAUAACACAAAAGCUCCAUAAGAUGUUAGGAGACAAGGUGAACAACACAGCUGUGAUCGAGAAACAAGUUUUGGAGCUCUGGGACAGACUGUACCACUCGUGGUUUGUGAAGAACAUGACCCUCACCGGACGCCACCGCGGUCAGAAGAUGAUGGUUCAGAGAGGGAACAGCUGGCUGGUGGACAUCCUGGACUGGAAGGACAUCGCCUCCUUUGUGCAGGAAAAUAUUGAGACUCUGCUGUCUAUCCUGGAGUCUCUGUGGGUGGUGAUGAGCAGAAACGUCGGCCUCCUUAUCUCCACGACGACCACUCUCCUCACCGUCUUGUUCCACAGCGGCACGGCUCUGCUCAACUUCGCCCUGAGUCUGGUGAUUUUCCUUACUACUCUCUUCUACCUGCUGAGCUCCAGUGGUGAAUACUACAAACCUGUCAAAUGGGUGAUCAGCCUCACCCCCCUCUCCCAGCCGGGACCCUCCUCAAACAUCAUCGGCCAGUCUGUAGAGGAAGCCAUCAGAGGAGUGUUCGACGCCUCUCUGAAAAUGGCUGGCUUCUACGGCCUCUUCACUUGGCUCACUCACACCAUCUUUGGCAUCAACAUAGUCUUCAUUCCUUCUGCUCUGGCUGCCAUCCUGGGUGCCGUGCCCUUCCUGGGGACCUACUGGGCAGCGGUUCCAGCAGUGUGCGACUUGUGGUUGGUGCAGGGCGAAGGUGUCAAGGCCGUGCUGCUGCUGACAUUCCAUCUGCUUCCAACGUAUUUCGUAGAUACAGCUAUCUACUCUGACAUAUCAGGAGGUGGACACCCGUAUCUGACAGGUUUGGCAGUGGCAGGCGGAGCAUAUUAUCUGGGUCUGGAAGGCGCCAUCAUCGGGCCCAUCCUCCUCUGCAUCCUGGUAGUUGCAGCCAACAUCUACAGUGCUAUGCUGAUGAGCCCCAGCUCUGCAGCGCCAACACCGGUGCAGUCCAACUGGCCGCUCCACCCACUCAGGACAUUCGCAGACUCCACCCCCUCUGUCCUGAAGAAGACCAAUGAGUGAGAGCAAGAGGGUGUCCCUAUGGAAUGUCACUAUGCUUCCUACUGGCUGAUUCAUUAGGGGGAAGCGCUCCCCUCACUGAAGCUCCUCCCUAUGCCGCCUGGCUCUAUAGGAGUCGGCCCCGACCAAGAAGAGAUGGCGGCGUAACGGCUGGUCACUAAUGAUGCCGUCUGCUUACCAGAGCUGUUCCUGUGAGCUACAUGGCCCCAGCCACUCUCAUUCAAGUCCCUAAAGUUACAGAAGUGAGCUUUUAUUGUGAUCCCUCACAUGGACCAAUGACAUCACAUUGGGCAUUACAAUUUUGAAUGACAGUGACGUUGAUACUAAUCAGAUCAUCUAUCAAAACUAGUGCCUAAAUUGAUUUUGUCAUGUUUAGAAAUGCCUAAAAUUGUCAUGCGGUUUGUGGUUAACUGUAAGAUGACAUGUUUUAUCUACAAAGCCCCCGAUUUCCACCCUGCACACCCUGGCUGUGUUUUAAGCUACAGUAUGUGGUCGUGCAGUAUUUGUACUGCCUACCUCUCUCCUCAUGGAGGCCCACUUUGUAGUGAAGGCUUGCCUUAGAAGUCCUCACGCCUGGCUCAAGAGUAGGAGUUGUUGACUGUUUUUUAGUUUAACUUAAUGUGUCAUUCAGGUUUCAGUGAUAGUAGCUGUGAGUUUGCAACACUAGAUCUCAGUUUUGACAAAGAUUCACACUCCUGGUCCAGGCUUUGUUACCACUGUUUCACAGUUUUAAGUAUCUGUACAGUUGAAUUAAAGCUACAUGUCUGCUAAUUUUUUUAAGGUAACUUCAGUAGGUCCGAUUAGAAGUCCUGCUUUCAGGGCGCAUGGUCUGAAUUCGCGACCUGAGGACUACCUCUGGUCAGUGAGGGAGUCUCUUUCUACAUUUUUAAUUUAUUUUACGCCUUAAGGGCAACUUUGGUAUUUUUCAACCUUUCAAUCCUAUUUUCCGAUGUUUUUGUGUCUAAGAUACUUACCGGAAAAACAGUUUUUGAAACUGGUCCGCUAUUGUCUGGCUGGCUCUAUACAUGCUUAAAUUGCUGUUAGAUUUAAUAAAGUGUGGUGUGUUUGGUAGAGGCUGUUGCUGUACAAACAAAAAGGAUCUUACUCUAACAAAAAGGUCAGUGUCUGUAAGGAUCCUUUCCACAUUGUUGUUAGACACUGAAAUAACAAUCUGAGCCUGUAAAUUGACGGUGCAUAGUUGCCACUGUAGUCUGUUUCACCACCGCUGACUGCUUCGGUCUCACUCAAUACUAGAUGAAUUUCAAAUAUUGUUGUGCCUAUUGGUCACUUAGACACAAAACCAUGGAAAGAUGUGGUCCAGGUCGGGAAAUAUCGGAGUUAGCCUUAAACUUUUUGUUUUAUUACACACUGUGAGUGCACACACACACAUGCGUGCAACAAAGCUUUUAAUUUUUAACACACUGAGCUUAUCUGUCAGUAUUGAAACACAUUUACGGAAUAACUUGAUACUGACAGGUGUGACUGAGUAUUUCUGCAAGCACUUUGAGUUUGGUGACUGUUUACUCAUCACAUGAUUUCAUCAUAGUUUUGACCUCACACACCUCUAAUCCGUUUUGUCAAAUGUCUGUUUCUUUUCUGAACAGAGUAUCAAGUAGUUUACAUCACUUUAUUAAAUGAGCUGUACAGAUGAAUUGUGUAAGUAAUGUGACACAUUGAUCAUAUAUGGCUACUGUGUUAGCUUGUGUGAGGGCUGUGAUGUGUUCUCGGUUGGAACAUUUAGUUCAGAAACAGUUUCAUGGUUGAACUACAUUACUGUAGUUUUUGUUUGCCACCGUUUCUUUUACUGUUUUUUUAUUUCCAGAUAUGCACUGACACAAUAAAUAUGACCAUUUAAAUUGCA
This is a messenger RNA of Epinephelus lanceolatus (giant grouper), 4490 nucleotides long. RefSeq names its product transmembrane protein 245 (gene tmem245). The record is from RefSeq and is a predicted model, not a curated record. Lineage: Eukaryota; Metazoa; Chordata; Actinopteri; Perciformes; Serranidae.